AUGCCGUAUGCAUCCAUGGAGGCACUGUCGCCUCGUUCAGCCAACCUACCAAUGAAGCCUCCGACAGCGGUCAAGAAGACUAAGGUCGAUACUCGUGCGAAACCAGCACAGUCUGGCGUAAAUCCCGACAAGAUCGACGAAAAAUGGCGACCUGCAGCUGUGAUCAAAGAGCCAGAGCCAGAAGGAAACACAUAUGUAACUGGGAAGAAACUUGGCCGGGGAGGGUUCGCUGUCUGCUUUGAGGGUAGAUCAGAGCGUACUGCGGAGAUAUUCGCCCUUAAAGUGGUCAAGUCUCAUGUGGAGCAGAAGAAACAAUUGGAGAAGUUUCGGACGGAAUUGCAAAUCCAUGCGAAAAUGCACCAUCCUAGCAUCGUCGAAUUUUAUCGUGCGUUCGCUUUUGAAAAUUAUACUUACGUUGUCCUCGAGCUAUGCCCCAACGGUUCUUUGAUGGAUAUGGUCAAAAAUCGAAAGUCUCUUAGUCUGCCCGAAGUUCGUCGAUACAUGAUUCAGCUUUGUGGAGGGGUAAAAUACAUGCAUCAACGCUGUGUCAUUCAUAGGGACUUGAAAAUGGGCAACAUCUUUAUGGACUCCCAUAUGAACAUCAAGAUUGGAGAUUUCGGCCUUGCUGCGGUGGUGGUGGACGACAAAGAGCGUAGGAGGACCAUGUGCGGCACGCCUAAUUAUAUUGCUCCAGAGUUGCUGGGGAAAAAGGGUGCUCUAGACGGCCAUGGCAACAAGGUCGAUACCUGGGCAAUCGGAAUCAUCUGCUAUGCCAUGCUGAUUGGCACUCCUCCUUUCGCCUCCAAAUCACAAACCGAAAUUUACGAGAAGCUGAAGCAGCUCCAAUACGAAUGGAAGGAAGAUUGUCAAUAUUUCAUUCCUAACCAAGCCAAGAACCUUGUGACGCUGUGUUUGAAUCUGAAUCCCACUGAGCGGCCUGGUAUGGACGACUUGGUUGAACAUGAGUUUUUUAAGAUGGGUGCCAUAGCGGAGGAGCUCGACCGUUCUUGCCUUAGAAGCCCACCCCUCUGGCUCGAGCAUGCUGAUCCUCGGGGUGAUAAGGUCACGCCAGGGUAUGGGGUAGAUCAUCCCGCAAUCUGCGAAAUUUCUGGUGUUGGCAAAACGGCCACAGGCCGGUCGAGACCAGCAGUAGGUGGAAAUGUGAAUGUUUCGGCAAUGGUUGAGGUCGAGCUUGAGAAUGCUAAUGGGUGUGCGCCUGCUAUCCCAAUGCCCGAAGGUGUAAUAUACAAGGAAUUUGUAGCAGCCAAAGAGGAGUGGAAUGCCAGCAGGAAACGGCCUCUGACCGUUCCCAAGAUCCGCGGUCGACAGGCGCCAGCAUCGAAUACUGAUAAGCUAGACAUGCAGCUUUUAUCGGAAGCACUGCCGGAGACGCUCACGUCGCGCAGUGUCUCCACUACCACCACUGCGCCUACCUUUGCUACAGGCAUUUCGCAAGCCUUGCAACAUAGAGCACCUGUGCAAAGCUUCGCCGCCCAACAGCGCCAGCAGGCUUUUUCUUCUCGAGCGAUCAGCCGCACGGUUGCUCCUAACCAGCUGACAAGCCGAGUAGCUUCCACACGCGAAGGAAGAGCGCAUUCGACGCGGGAACUUCAGCCGAAGGAGUCGUCUCGCCAAACAGUUCGUAUCAAGACACGGCCGGCAGAGCCAGCCUCGCAGAACUCUCAAGGUUAUCUCCGAGAGCAGCCAGUUCGAGCUGGUGUACGUGUCACGCGCAGCACUACGAUCCGCGAUACACCUAAAUAUGCUGUGGAGAACGCGUCCGAGAACGCGAUUGUUCCUGAUCGGCGAGAGAUCCAAACCGCAGAAUCCGCUCAGGAGCAACAACGACCAGUUCGAGCGCGUCCGGCCAGGUCAACGACCGCAAACCGUACAGAAGCCCAACCACGGCCUAAACGUCGAAAUCUGUCCCGAGAGAUAACAGCUGAUCAGGAGAUUUCAGCUCGCUCUUCAUCAUCGUCUGGCUCAGAAGCUGCCAGCAGGCCACUGGAGGUCAUUGGUAGUAAUGACCUGAAGCCAAAGAAGGCGCUCUUAAUUUCAACAAGGUCGAGAGCUGAGACUGCUAAAGCCGUGGGCAGCUUGUCUGCUACUCCUGCGAGGGCCACCAUUUUUGCCCCAACUGACAUCACCACACCGGUACCUGGCUCUUCAGUUGACUCCGUAAUGAAUAACCUCCAGGAAAUAUACCACGACCUUGCACUCGAUGAUUGCAUUCACGAAGAAUCCACAAAGCGUUUUCGUGGAGUCCCGUCCACUGCUCAUCCGAUUGUGGAGAAGUGGGUAGAUUAUACGGAAAGAUACGGCAUAGGUUAUCUACUAUCUGACGGUGCUGCAGGCGCUGCUCUCAAAUCCUCCAUGGAUAACGCAAGAUCCAGUUGUUGUGUUGUAAUCAGAAAUUCCAGGGAGCAUUACCGUCGUCGAACUCGUCAAGAGGAAGUGCAGAUUGUUCCACAAGGUCCACAAGCGACGCCUGUCGAGUUCUACGAAACGUUUGCCAAGGAUGGGAUCAGGAAAGCAUCGGUGCCUGCGGAAGACUUCAACUACGACCAAGCGCGACCUUGGAAAUGGAUUGACGGCAGGGAAGUUGUUGCGAGUCUUUCGCAGCAAGCCAAAGACGAUCAUGCGGCUGAGAGGCUAAAAUUACUCGGAUUGCUGGAUAGAUUUGGAAAAUACAUGACCAACCUGAAUGCGAUGAACACGGAAGAGACGAAAGAGGCAAGAGUAGAGACAUUCAUCAGAUUCUACCAGCGUUUCGGCAAUGUCGGGGCGUGGGGAUUUGGAGACGGAUCGUUCCAAUUCAACUUUCCCGACCACACGAAACUCCUCUUCUACCGAUCUGGCAAAGACCACGGUCACAGCCUGAUGAUGGACCUUUACUAUUUGCAGCCCGAGGAUGCGAAGUACCUUGCCAAGUACGGGACAUUUAUGGACAGAUCAAUGGAAAGAAGGAGUUCGUUUACUGUCCCAGUCUCUGGGAUCUUGGGUGGAUCGGAGACGCGAUAUGUAGAUAUCAUCAAGAGUAACCAGGUCAAAGAAAAGCUCUCAUGGAUCCGAGAUGUAUUUGCUCUAUGGGUUCGGGGGGGAGGGCUGGGAAGGACGGGAAAUGAGAGGCUAGUUUGGACCGGUCUGCGACUCAAGAAGGUUGAUCGUGGCAACAAAAAUGAUAUGGUCUGGGUCACUGUCGGCAGGGACGGUGGAGACGGGGAGGUCAUUCGGGAAAAAUGA
Endocarpon pusillum Z07020 is the source of this 3243-nucleotide messenger RNA. RefSeq lists its product as uncharacterized. The transcript has 2 exons. Gene Ontology annotation, biological process: regulation of cytokinesis; protein phosphorylation; regulation of protein localization to mitotic spindle pole body. The record is from RefSeq and is a predicted model, not a curated record. Bases 1 to 3243 code for a protein of 1080 amino acids. Gene Ontology annotation, molecular function: protein binding; protein kinase activity; ATP binding. Lineage: Eukaryota; Fungi; Ascomycota; Eurotiomycetes; Verrucariales; Verrucariaceae. Gene Ontology annotation, cellular component: spindle pole body; nucleus; cytoplasm.